AUGUUUCCACUAUUCGAGCUAGCAGGCUUUGACAUCACUUUGGUCAUCGUAUCCCUGUUCUGUUCUCGAUUCAAGACCGCCUUCGCGUACCUCGAUCCGGUUGUCCUCAAAUACGAAGAGGAAAAGCCCGAAGCGCCUCUCAGAGACGGCGUCGAGGCGCCCAAUCCCUGCGAGGACGCCGAAGUGGGGACCGUGUUCUUGCAGCAACCACCAGAGGAAACCGGAGUUGGCAAGCCGGCAGAUACGAUGAGGUCGACGCUGGGAUUCGGGAAGGAGUUUGUGAUUUCCAUGCCAGACAGAGCGGACGAACGAGAUGCGUUCAGCCUUCAAUCGAGCUGGAACUCCGGCAGAACCGCGUAUGACGUCUCGUUGCGCGGCGCCGAGAAGGUCUUCUUCACCGAGAGCAUGGUGCCCUCUAACAUCCGCUCGAAAGCGCACUUCCUCGACUUCACGUGCAUCGCCCCAUUCACGACCGUGGUCGGCAUCUCUAAGCCGGCUGGCCCGUCAAAUCGAGGGAGUGACAUUCACGGGCUGGAAAACGAGCAGGGCGGCCACGAGGUGGAAGACGGGGUCGAGGGCAUAUCGGGCGGGCAAGAUGAGGGUUCAGAAGAGGCAGCUGAGGUGAAAGUCGCAGACGGUGCAGGAGCCUCAGGGUCGGGUUCAGAACCGGAGUUGGACACAGGGCGAGAAAUGCUGGGGCAUACGCCCGAGCUGCUUGAGGCCCAGCGGCAGUGA
Molecule: messenger RNA, 735 nt
Organism: Cladophialophora yegresii CBS 114405
Lineage: Eukaryota; Fungi; Ascomycota; Eurotiomycetes; Chaetothyriales; Herpotrichiellaceae
Exons: 2
Coding region: 1-735 (244 amino acids)
Source: RefSeq, a predicted model, not a curated record